This is a messenger RNA of Rangifer tarandus platyrhynchus (Svalbard reindeer), 435 nucleotides long. Lineage: Eukaryota; Metazoa; Chordata; Mammalia; Artiodactyla; Cervidae. The record is from the annotation of a GenBank genome assembly.
AUGAAUGACCUGCAGCGGCGCCUCGGACCCCGGGGACUGGUCGUGCUCGGCUUCCCGUGCAACCAGUUUGGGCAUCAGGAAAACGCCAAGAACGAGGAGAUCCUGAAUUGCCUGAAGUACGUCCGACCAGGCGGCGGGUUCGAGCCCAAUUUCAUGCUCUUCGAGAAGUGCGAGGUGAAUGGCGAGAAGGCGCAUCCGCUCUUCGCCUUCCUUCGGGAGGCUCUGCCUACGCCUAGUGACGACGCCACUGCUCUCAUGACCGACCCUAAGUUCAUCACCUGGUCCCCGGUGUGCCGCAACGACGUCUCCUGGAACUUCGAGAAGUUCCUGGUGGGCCCAGACGGUGUGCCCGUGCGCAGGUACAGCCGCCGCUUUCUGACGAUCGACAUCGAGCCUGACAUCGAAACCCUGCUGUCCCAGGGGGCCUCUGCCUAG